ACGCACUAAACUUGCAUUCAGUGGUCAAUUUUAUCAUCGUUUCAAAUGCAAAGCGGCAAACCGCAUUUAUAAGCAUUUGUGUUUGAAAAUUUGUUUUAACUCUUCCAGUUCCCAAUUCUCUCCAGAGCCUUUUUCAUCAUGAAUAAUGCAUGCAAAGCAUUUUCAAGGUGCUCAGAUGGACAAAACACUGCAUACAGGAUAUUCCUACCAAGCUUGCCACACAUUGCAAUGACCGAUUCACACCUCAGACCUCUCCCACCCUUGGAAACAAAAGAUAUGUUAAUGACCAGUCACACCUCCAAUUCCUCAUGA
Staurois parvus is the source of this 312-nucleotide messenger RNA. Lineage: Eukaryota; Metazoa; Chordata; Amphibia; Anura; Ranidae. The record is from the annotation of a GenBank genome assembly.